GCACUCUUGGACGCCGGCGGCCGCCGCUGGUCCGGGAAGCCCCGCCUCCCGGCGCUUAGGAUUGCUCCGUUCCGCCAGAACGCCCCUGAUUGGUGGUCCCGGCCCCGGCCCCGCUGCCUAUCAAAGUUGGCGGGAAGGCGGAGGUGGGGCAGCAUGGCGGCGGCGGCGGCGGCGGCGCCUUCAGGGGCGGCGGACUCCUUCGCCGGCGGCGGCCCAGCGGCCGUGCGGCUGCCGCGGUCGCCGCCGCUCAAGGUGCUGGCCGAGCAGCUGCGGCGCGACGCGGAAGGCGGCCCGGGCGCGUGGCGGCUGUCGCGGGCGGCGGCGGGCCGCGGGCCGCUGGAGCUGGUGACCGUGUGGAUGCAGGGCACGGUGGUGGCGGCGGGCGGCGGCGAGGCGCGGCUGCGGGACCCCAGCGGGGCCUUCACGGUGCGCGGCCUGGAGCGGGUGCCGCGCGGGCGGCCCUGCCUGGUCCCAGGAAAGUAUGUGAUGGUCAUGGGAGUGGUCCAGGCGUGCGGCCCUGACCCCUGCCUUCAGGCUGUGAAGAUGACAGAUCUUUCCGACAACCCCGUCCACGAACGCAUGUGGGAACUAGAGGUGGAAGAUUUACACAGGACUAUUCCUUAGACGGCAUUGGAACCGUUGCUAAAAACAACAGAAAUCCUGAAACAGUUUAGGUUCCGGUCCAUGUGGAUUUCACAGGUACUAUUCCGUGUAUGUUCCUCAGAAACUUCUCGAAGAGCCUCGCUCUGGCUGCCCGAGGACCCCAGAGGUUGGAUUUGCAAACGCUGGGACACUCCCUUUAACUCAGCCCCCACACCCCUUGCUCUGACAACUGUUUGCUGAUGAAAAGCAGAUGUGAGCUCUGUUUUUGGUUUCCUUGGGCUUUUUUCCCCUUUGGUUGAUGUGUGUUCAUUCCCUGUAAAGCACGCAGAAAUCCCGUGUUGCAUCUUCCCAGUUUUAUGAGUGCCGAGAACUUUGUCUGUGGCUGCCGUGAACCUGUUUUUACCAGGCAGAAUCUGAACGUCACUCCUUGCUGGCGGUGAUUGAAUCGUGGUUGUGGGCAGGGCAGCCGACGUCCGGAAAUGGGAAUGACCUUGUGGCCCGCCUCUUCUCCCGUGCACAGCUUCCAUAUCCAGGCUGCACGCCAGCCAGUGUUUUUCUGCUGUGGACACCAGCAGCCUCUUGGAGAAGGUUCUCGCCUCUGAACCAUUUAAGGUACAUUUGCUGGAGACACGGAUGAUACCACCUGCCAUUCUUCCUCACCUGGAGAUGUGGAAAUGGUUUGAAAGUUUCUCAUUGAAACGAACGUCAGGAUUGAGAAUGACUUGUAAACAUUAAUAAACUUCUGUGUCAUAACUUUUGGUGAGACCCUGUAAGGGAGCAACCUUCCAGUGUAGAGGCUUUUUCUUUUGUUUCCCAUUCUCAGUUUUAUGGAGAUAGAAUCAGCACAGGGCACUAUAGACAUGUAAGUUGUGUGGCGUAAUGAUGUUAGAGUUAUUACGUUUUCUGGAAGGAAUGACUUUCGUGAUCAUAAUCAAUGUGGGUUUCUGCUCUCUGCGACUUACUCCUGCCUUCGUUUUCCUGGGAUUGUAAAUAUCAAGGGAGUCCAAUUACAUUCCUGCAUUGCUGUAGAGUUUUGUUGGGUUACAGAUCUUCUGCCACUAAUAAAUUAUAUGUUGUAUCUUUUUAAAAAUGGA
Molecule: messenger RNA, 1697 nt
Organism: Hyaena hyaena (striped hyena)
Lineage: Eukaryota; Metazoa; Chordata; Mammalia; Carnivora; Hyaenidae
Gene: RMI2
Product: RecQ mediated genome instability 2
Exons: 2
Coding region: 154-624 (156 amino acids)
Biological process (GO): regulation of sister chromatid segregation; DNA repair; maintenance of rDNA
Cellular component (GO): cytosol; nuclear speck
Source: RefSeq, a predicted model, not a curated record